AUGUCCGCGUCACCUCCUCUCCAGUCGUUCAACCCACAUGCCGUGCACUACUUUACGAGUGCCUCGAGCAGCCCACAAGCACAUCCCUUGACACAGGCAGGGCUGCCUACAGCAGUAUAUCCCUCGCAUGUCCUGUUCAGCGCGACGACUCCGCCACGAACACAGGCGCCACCCAUGAGCUCAUCGGCAGCGAGUCAGAGCGCGCCCAAGCCAGCUACCCCGCAGGCGUCAUUCGCACCAAUGCAGUCGCCUCAACCGCGACCGAUUCGAGGGUUUGCAGUUGGAGCACCAACACCAGCGGCCAAAGCGGCUAUUUUUGAGCCAUUUAAUGCCAAACGACCAGUCACGCCCGAGCUUGAUGCGGUCCUGCGCAAAAAGACUUCGUCCUGGACGCAGUGGGAACUCGAAGGCGCGAGCAAGUAG
Messenger RNA from Serendipita indica DSM 11827, 423 nucleotides. The record is from the annotation of a GenBank genome assembly. Lineage: Eukaryota; Fungi; Basidiomycota; Agaricomycetes; Sebacinales; Serendipitaceae.